Messenger RNA from Calidris pugnax (ruff), 15530 nucleotides. RefSeq names its product LDL receptor related protein 1B (gene LRP1B). The transcript is spliced from 94 exons. The coding region runs from base 1 to 13824 and encodes 4607 amino acids. The record is from RefSeq and is a predicted model, not a curated record. Gene Ontology annotation, molecular function: protein binding; calcium ion binding. Lineage: Eukaryota; Metazoa; Chordata; Aves; Charadriiformes; Scolopacidae.
AUGCCGUUCUUGUCUGAAGAACCUCAAUUCUGUGACGUAGGAGAGUUUCUGUGUCGUGAUCAUGAGACUUGUGUCUCCCAGCAUUGGCUGUGUGAUGGAGAGCCUGACUGUCCUGAUGACUCAGAUGAGGCUUUAGACACAUGUCCCGAGGAAGCAGAUCUCAAGUGCCCCCCGAAUUCUGUGAACUGCAUUGGUACAAACAAGUGCAUUCACUUGUCCCAGCUCUGCAACGGGGUCUACGACUGUCCCGAUGCGUAUGAUGAGGGAGUCCAUUGCCGGGAAUUGCUACCCAAAUGCCAACAGAUGAAUUGCCAGUACAAAUGUGCCAUUACCAGGAAUGGCACCAGGUGUUACUGCGGAGACGGAUAUGAAACGAGCGGCGAUGGAAGGAGCUGCACAGAUGUGAAUGAAUGCAACAUGUACGGAAGCUGUAGCCAGACGUGUAUAAAUACAGAUGGAUCGUACACUUGCAGCUGUGUGGAGGGUUAUGUCCUUCAGCCUGAUAACAAAUCCUGCAAGGCCAAAAGUGAGCCUGCUGACAGACCUCCUCUUCUUCUGGCUGCAAGUUCGGAAACAAUCGAGGUAUUAUACCUUAAUGGAAGCCAAGUAUCUGCCCGAACUCCUGUAAAAGGGUCUACAAUUUUGACACUAGACUAUAGCUACAAAGAGGACACAGUUUGUUGGAUUGAAUCACGAGAUCUUUCAAGCCAGCUGAAGUGCACCAAGCUGACAAAAGCUGGGAAGUUAACAGAUGAGUGGAUAAUAAACAUUGCUCAGUAUCUUCACAAUGUACAGCAAAUAGCAAUCGACUGGAUCACUGGAAAUUUUUACUUUGUGGAUCACGUCAGUGACAGGAUCUUCGUGUGCAACCGCAACGGGUCAGUCUGCAUCACCCUCAUCGAGCUGGACCUUAACAACCCUAAGGCCAUAGCGGUUGAUCCAACAUCAGGAAAGCUUUUCUUUACAGACUACGGGAACGCUGCCAAGGUUGAGAGAUGUGACAUGGAUGGAACGAACAGGACGUGGAUAGUAGACUCUAAAAUUGAACAGCCAACUGCUCUUGCGCUCGACCUCAUCAAUAAAUAUGUGUACUGGGUUGACAUAUACCUGGAUAGCGUGGAAGUUGCUGACUACCAAGGGAGAAAGAGGCAUACAAUAAUUAAAGGCAGACAGAUUAGGCAUCUUUGUGGACUGGCAGUAUUUGAAAACUUUUUAUAUACCAUUAAUUCAGAUAACCUCAGCAUUUUACGAAUAAACAGAUAUAAUGGCACCGAUGUUGAGUCUCUUGCUAGACUUGACAAUGCUAAAGAGAUCCGUGUAUACCAGAAAAGAACCCAAACAGCAGUCAGAAGCCACGCGUGUGAAGUGGACCCAUAUGGAAUGCCGGGGGGAUGUUCUCACAUCUGUCUGCUCAGCAGCAACUACAAAGCACGGACUUGUCGCUGCAGGACUGGCUUCAUCCUGGGGAGCGAUGGCAGGUCAUGCAAAAGACCAAAGAAUGAAUUGUUUCUUUUUUAUGGGAAGGGACGCCCAGGAAUAAUACGGGGAAUGGACCUGAAUACCAAAGUGUCUGAUGAAUACAUGAUCCCUAUAGAAAACUUGGUCAAUCCUCGUGCUCUGGACUUCCAUGCCGAAACCAAUUACAUUUAUUUUGCUGAUACUACCAGUUUCCUAAUUGGACGACAGAAAAUUGAUGGCACAGAGCGAGAAACAAUCCUCAAAGAUGAUCUUGAUAAUGUAGAAGGCAUAGCAGUGGACUGGAUUGGAAACAAUCUUUAUUGGACAAACGAUGGUCACAGGAAAACCAUUGCUGUCGCCAGACUGGAAAAAGCUGCCCAGAGUAGAAAAACUUUGUUGGAGGGAGACAUGUCCCACCCUAGAGGGAUUGUGGUUGAUCCUGUCAAUGGCUGGAUGUAUUGGACAGACUGGGAAGAAGAUGAAAUAGAUGACAGUGUGGGAAGAAUUGAGAAGGCCUGGAUGGAUGGCUACAGUCGGCAGAUUUUUGUAACAUCAAAGAUGCUGUGGCCAAAUGGUUUAACUCUGGACUAUCGCGCCAACGUAUUAUACUGGUGUGACGCCUAUUAUGAUCACAUUGAAAGGAUAUUUUUGAAUGGAACUGACAGAAAGGUAGUCUACAAUGGAAAAGAUUUGAAUCAUCCUUUUGGACUAUCGCAUCAUGGAAAUUAUAUUUACUGGACAGAUUAUAUGAAUGGGUCAAUUUUCCAGUUGGAUCUGGUUACAAGGAAUGUGACACUGCUAAGAAGUGAGAGACCACCUUUGUUUGGGCUCCAGAUUUAUGAUCCACGUAAACAGCAAGUUGGUGAUAAUGCAUGUCGUGUUAAUAAUGGAGGCUGCAGCACUCUUUGUUUAGCCAUUCCUGGAGGCAGAGUUUGUGCCUGUGCUGAUAAUCAGCUUUUGGAGAAAAACAGUACAACCUGCACGACAUCACCAUCACAAGUGCUGCCACAGUUGUGCAAAGCUGAGCAGUUUCAGUGUAACAACAAGCGCUGUAUCCAGGAUCGCUGGCGCUGCGAUGGGGACGAUGACUGUCUGGAUGGCAGUGACGAGCACUCUGAAAUUUGCUUCAAUCAUAGUUGUCCUGAUGAUCAAUUUAAAUGCCAAAAUAAUCGCUGCAUUCCCAAAAGGUGGCUUUGUGAUGGAGCUAAUGAUUGUGGUAAUAACGAAGAUGAAUCAAAUAAAACCUGUGCAGCAAGAACGUGUCAGGUUGACCAAUUUUCUUGUGGGAAUGGGCGCUGUAUUCCGACAUCGUGGCUGUGUGACAGGGAGGAUGACUGUGGAGAUGAAACCGAUGAAAUGACAUCCUGUGAAUUCCCAACGUGUGAGCCACUAACUCAAUUUAUAUGUAAAAAUGGAAGAUGCAUUAGCAGCAAAUGGCUAUGUGAUUCAGAUGACGACUGUGGUGAUGGAAGUGAUGAGCUGGGCUGUAUUCACUCCUGUUCUGCUGAUCAGUUCAGAUGUUCUAAUGGUAGAUGUAUCCCAAGCCACUGGGCCUGUGAUGGUGACAAUGACUGUGGAGAUUUCAGUGAUGAAACCAAAACAAACUGCAGCAAGGAAGAAACUCCCUCCCCUGGAAGAUGCAAUGGGAAGGAAUUUCAGUGCAGUCCUGAUGGGAAUUGUGUUCCUGAGUUGUGGCGCUGUGAUGGAGAAAAGGACUGUGAAGAUGGUAGUGAUGAAAAGGGCUGUAAUGGAACUAUACGACUGUGUGAUGAAAAAACAAAGUUCUCCUGCAAGAGCACAGGGAGAUGCAUUAGCAAAGCGUGGCUAUGUGAUGGCGAUAUUGAUUGUGAGGAUCAGUCUGAUGAGGAUAAUUGCGAGGGCUAUAUGUGUGGACCACCAAAAUACCCUUGUGCUAAUGAUACCUCCAUCUGCCUACAGCCUGAGAAGCUCUGCAAUGGGAGAAGAGAUUGUCCUGAUGGAUCUGAUGAAGGCGAUCUUUGUGAUGAAUGUUCACUCAACAAUGGUGGAUGUAGCCAUCAAUGUUCUGUGGUUCCCGGAGGAAGAAUUGUAUGCUCCUGCCCUGCAGGAUUCAGUCUUAGUAUAGACAACAAAACUUGUGAGAUUAUGGAUUACUGUACCAAGCACCUUAAGUGUAGUCAAGUAUGUGAACAGCAUAAAAAUACUGUCAAGUGCUCAUGUUACGAAGGCUGGAAGCUCAGUAAGGAUGGAGAAAAUUGUGUUAGUACUGAUCCGUUUGAGGCUUUCAUAAUUUUUUCUAUUCGACAUGAGAUCAGAAAAAUUGAUCUUCACAAACGUGACUACAGCCUCUUAGUUCCUGGUUUAAGAAAUACAAUAGCACUUGAUUUUCAUUUCGGUCAGAGUUUACUGUACUGGACUGAUGUGGUAGAGGACAAAAUUUACAGAGGCAAACUCUCUGACACUGGAGGUGUUAGUGCCAUUGAGGUUGUGGUGCAACAUGGCCUGGCCACACCUGAAGGUCUUACUGUAGAUUGGAUUGCAGGCAACAUAUACUGGAUAGACAGCAAUUUGGACCAAAUUGAAGUAGCAAAACUAGAUGGCAGUUUGAGAACAACAUUAAUAGCAGGAGCUAUGGAACAUCCGAGGGCUAUUGCGUUGGAUCCCAGAUAUGGAAUUCUGUUUUGGACAGACUGGGAUGCAAAUUUUCCUCGCAUUGAAUCCGCUUCCAUGAGCGGAGCGGAAAGAAAGAUCAUAUACAAAGAUAUGGAUACUGGAGCGUGGCCUAAUGGCCUUACUGUAGAUCACUUUGAAAAAAGAAUAGUAUGGACAGAUGCCAGGCUUCUCAGAGACGUCCCGGAGACCUGCCCAUGGGCCCAGCAGCCCAUUUCAGCUCAGCCCUGGAGCUCAGUCCCUGGUCCACCUGACACCAGGCGAGCACCAGUCUCCAGCCCAGCUACAGCACUGCAGGACCAUAAUGGCCCUGACCAGGCUUCUCAGAGACCUCUCUUUGCACACCCUGCCCAUGGGCCCAGCAGCCCAUUUCAGCUCAGCCCUGGAGCUCAGUCCCUGGUCCACCUGACACCAGGCGAGCACCAGUCUCCAGACCAGCUACGGCACUGCUGGGCAAUGGAACCUCGUAUGGGUAAAUUUGAACUUAAAAAAAGUAUAGGGAAUUUGUAUGGGAGUGAAGUAUAUUGGACGGACUGGCGGACCAACACACUUGCAAAAGCCAAUAAAUGGACUGGCCAAAAUGUCAGUGUAAUACAAAAAACAAGUGCUCAGCCUUUUGAUCUUCAGAUAUAUCAUCCAAGUCGUCAACCACAAGCUUCCAAUCCGUGCGCUGCUAAUGAGGGCAGAGGUCCCUGUUCCCACAUGUGUCUGAUCAAUCACAACAGAAGCGCUGCCUGUGCCUGUCCGCAUCUGAUGAAACUGUCUUUAGACAAAAAAACAUGUUAUGAAAGGAAGAAAUUUCUCCUUUAUGCAAGGCGUUCAGAAAUAAGAGGGGUGGACAUAGAAAACCCGUACUUCAACUUCAUCACAGCUUUCACUGUUCCUGACAUUGAUGAUGUGACGGUCAUAGAUUUUGAUGCUGUUGAGGAACGCUUAUACUGGACUGACGUGAAAACACAGACCAUCAAACGUGCCUUCAUUAAUGGGACUGGCUUAGAAACCAUUAUUUCGAGAGGUUUAUCAAUAGAUUAUGGGGAGAACAAACUUUACUGGAUCAGUUCAGGAAAUGGAACCAUAAAUAGAUGCAACUUGGACGGUGGUAAUCUUGAAAUAAUAGAGUCAAUGAAAGAAGAUUUAACAAAAGCCACAGCUUUAACCAUUAUGGAUAAAAAGCUUUGGUGGGCAGACCAGAACUUAGCUCAGAUUGGUACCUGUAACAAAAAAGAUGGAAGAAACCCAACUGUCCUGCGAAACAAAACUUCAGGUGUCGUACAUAUGAAAGUGUAUGAUAAAGCAGCACAACAAGGUAGCAAUUCCUGUCAGUUAAACAACGGUGGAUGCUCCCAGCUUUGUUUACCUACAUCAGAAACCACCAGGACUUGUGUGUGUACAGUAGGCUACAACCUUCAAAAAAACCGCAUGGCGUGCAAAGGUAUUGAAUCAUUUCUUAUGUAUUCUGUUCAUGAAGGAAUUAGAGGAAUUCCUCUUGAUCCAAAUGACAAAAUGGAUGCUUUAAUGCCUAUAUCUGGAACUUCAUUUGCUGUGGGCAUAGACUUCCAUGCAGGAAAUGAUACAAUCUAUUGGACAGACAUGGGUUUCAACAAAAUUAGCAGAUCUAAACGAGACCAAACGUGGAAGGAAGACAUUGUUACAAAUGGUUUGGGAAGAGUUGAAGGCAUUGCAGUGGACUGGAUUGCAGGUAACAUAUAUUGGACGGAUCAUGGCUUCAACUUAAUUGAAGUUGCCAGGCUCAACGGCUCAUUCCGAUAUGUAAUUAUAUCCCAGGGUUUGGACCAGCCACGAUCUAUUGCGGUACACCCAGAAAAAGGGUAUUUAUUUUGGACGGAGUGGGGACAGAGUCCCUGCAUAGGCAAGGCACACUUAGAUGGGUCUGAGAAGGUUGUGCUUGUGAGCCUGGGGAUUGCGUGGCCUAACGGGAUUUCCAUCGACUAUGAGGAAAAUAAAUUAUAUUGGUGUGAUGCUCGUACCGACAAGAUAGAAAGAAUUGACCUUGAGAGUGGAGGGAAUCGGGAGAUUGUGCUGUCAGGGAGCAAUGUGGAUAUGUUUUCAGUCGCGGUGUUUGGAGCUUACAUCUACUGGUCUGACAGAGCACAUGCAAAUGGCUCUAUUAGAAGAGGCCACAAGAAUGAGGCCACGGAUGCUGUGACCAUGAGGACUGGCCUUGGAAUAAACCUGAAGGAAGUGAAAAUCUUUAAUAGAGCACGAGAGAAAGGUACUAAUGUUUGUGCCAAGAAUAAUGGUGGAUGUCAUCAGCUUUGCCUUUAUCGGGGAAAUGCACGGAGAACAUGUGCCUGCGCACAUGGCUAUCUUGCAGAAGAUGGAAUUACUUGCCUGAGACAUGAAGGUUACCUGUUAUACUCAGGAAGGACAAUACUCAAGAGUAUACAUCUUUCAGAUGAAACCAACUUAAAUUCCCCAGUCAGGCCAUACGAGAAUCCAGAGUACUUCAAAAAUGUGAUAGCUCUUGCUUUUGACUACAGUCUGAAAGGAAGAGGUACCAAUCGCAUAUUCUUCAGUGAUGCGCACUUUGGAAACAUACAAGUAAUUAAAGACAACUGGGCUGGCAGAAAAGUUCUAAUUGAAAAUGUUGGUUCAGUGGAGGGACUUGCUUAUCAUCGAGCUUGGGACACUCUGUAUUGGACCAGUUCAACCACCUCCUCAAUCACGAGACACACUGUUGACCAGAGGCGCCAAGGAGCUUUCAACCGGGAAGCAGUAAUUACAAUGUCUGAAGAUGAUCAUCCCCAUGUCUUAGCUCUAGAUGAAUGUCAAAACUUAAUGUUUUGGACUAACUGGAAUGAGCAGCUCCCAAGCAUCAUGAGAUCUACCCUCUCAGGCAAAAAUGCCCAGGUUAUCAUUAGUACAGAUAUUCUGACACCAAACGGACUUACCAUUGAUCAUAGGGCGGAGAAACUUUACUUUUCAGAUGGCAGCUUGGGAAAAAUUGAGAGGUGUGAAUACGAUGGAUCACAAAGAUAUGUAAUUGUCAAAUCUGGACCAGGUACCUUCCUCAGCCUGGCUGUAUAUGAUGAUUAUAUCUUUUGGUCAGAUGGAGUGAGGAGAGCUAUUCUGCGUUCCAGUAAAUAUACAGGAGGAGAUACAAAAGUUCUUCGCUCUGACAUCCCGCAUCAGCCCAUGGGCAUUAUUGCUGUGGCCAAUGACACUAACAGCUGUGAGUUAUCUCCUUGUGCACAAAUGAAUGGAGGUUGUCAUGAUUUAUGCCUUCUGACUCCUGACGGACGAGUGAACUGUUCAUGUAGAGGGGACAGAAUACUGAUAGAUGAUAACAGAUGUGUGAGUAAAAAUUCUACUUGCAACAUUUAUUCUGAGUUUGAAUGUGGAAAUGGUGAAUGCAUUGAUUAUCAGCUGACUUGUGAUGGCAUUGCUCAUUGUAAGGACAAGUCUGACGAGAAACUUUUCUACUGUGAAAACAGAGGCUGUCGGAAGGGUUUCAAGCCGUGUUCUAAUCGUCGCUGUGUUGCAAGUAACAAAGUAUGUGAUGGUGCAAAUGACUGUGGUGAUAACUCUGAUGAAUCUGACUGUAAAGAUUCAACGUGUGCCUCAACAGAAUUCCAUUGUGCAGAUGGGAUUUGCAUUGGAAAAUCAGCACAGUGCAACCAGAUCAUUGAUUGUGCAGAUGCUUCAGAUGAAAAGAACUGCAAUAAUACAAACUGCGCUUACUUCUAUAAACUUGGAAUAAAAUCUUCAGGAUUUAUUAGCUGCAAUUCGACUUCACUUUGUAUACUGCCAGAAUGGAUAUGUGAUGGAUCUAAUGACUGUGGAGAUUAUACAGAUGAACUAAAAUGCCCAGUUCAAAACAAACCCACAUGUGAAGAAAAUUAUUUUGGUUGUCCUAGUGGAAGAUGUAUUCUGACCACCUGGCUUUGUGAUGGGCAGAAAGACUGUGAGGAUGGAGUAGAUGAAUUGCAUUGUGAUUCAUCUUGUUCAUGGAAUCAGUUUGCUUGCUCUGCAAACAAAUGCAUCUCUAAGCAAUGGACCUGUGAUGGUGAGGAUGACUGUGGAGACGGUUUAGAUGAGAGUGAUGCUAUUUGUGGUUCCGUGACCUGUGCAGCAGAUACAUUCAGUUGCUUGGGCUCCCACGCCUGUGUUCCCCAGCACUGGCUUUGUGAUGGUGAGAGAGACUGUCCUAAUGGCAGUGACGAACUUUCCACAGCGGGCUGUGCUCCUAAUAACACUUGUGACGAGAAUGCUUUCAUGUGCCAUAACAAAGUCUGCAUUCCCAAACAGUUUGUGUGUGACCAUGAUGAUGACUGUGGAGAUGGAUCUGAUGAAUCUCUGGAAUGUGGGUAUCGUCACUGUCGUCCUGGAGAGUUCACUUGUGCUGAUGGAAGAUGCCUGUUAAAUUCCCAGUGGCAAUGUGACGGUGAUUUUGACUGCCCAGACCAUUCUGAUGAAGCACCUAUAAACAUAAAAUGCAAAAGUUCAGAGCAGUCAUGUAACAGCUCUUUUUUUAUGUGCAAAAAUGGCAAGUGUAUCCCUCAAAGAGAUGUUUGUGAUAACAAAGAAGAUUGUAGUGAUGGAUCUGAUGAGAAAAGCUGCCACAUUAAUGAAUGCCUCAGUAAGAAAGUUAGUGGCUGUUCUCAAGAUUGUCAGGAUCUUCCUGUUGGAUACAAGUGCCAGUGCUGGCCUGGAUUCCGGCUGAAGGAUGAUGGCAAAACAUGUGUAGAUAUUGAUGAAUGUUCAUCUGGAUUUCCCUGUAGCCAGCAGUGCAUCAACACUUAUGGAACUUACAAAUGCUUGUGUGGAGAUGGGUAUGAAAUACAGCCUGAUAACCCAAAUGGCUGCAAAUCCCUUUCAGAUGAGGAACCUUUCUUAAUUCUGGCUGAUCAUCAUGAAAUAAGAAAAAUUAGCACUGAUGGAUCCAACUACACUUUGUUGAAACAGGGGCUGAACAAUGUGAUUGCAAUAGACUUUGACUACAGAGAAGAGUUCAUCUAUUGGAUUGAUUCCAGCAGACCAAAUGGCAGCCGCAUAAACAGAAUGUCUUUAAAUGGAAGUGACAUCAAGGUAGUCCACAAUACAGCUGUUCCCAAUGCACUGGCUGUCGAUUGGAUUGGGAAGAAUCUCUAUUGGUCUGAUACUGAAAAGAGAAUUAUUGAGGUGUCUAAACUCAAUGGCUUAUACCCCACCGUCCUUGUGAGCAAGAGAGUGAAGUUUCCUAGAGAUCUGUCCUUAGAUCCUCAAGCUGGAUUCUUGUACUGGAUUGAUUGCUGUGAGUAUCCUCACAUCGGCCGUGUUGGUAUGGAUGGCUCCAGUCAAACAGUUGUCAUAGAAACACAGAUAUCCAGACCUAUGGCUCUUACAAUAGAUUAUGUCAACCAUAGACUGUACUGGGCUGAUGAAAAUCAUAUUGAGUUUUCUGACAUGGAUGGAUCUCGUAGGCAUAAAGUCCCUAAUCAAGAUAUUCCAGGGGUGAUUGCACUAACGUUGUUUGAAGACUACAUCUACUGGACAGACGGGAAAACCAAAUCACUCAGCCGUGCCCACAAAACCUCUGGAUCAGACAGACUAUCGCUGAUUAACUCCUGGCAUACCAUAACAGACAUCCAGGUGUAUCAUUCUUAUCGGCAACCUGAUGUGUCUAAACAUCUGUGUACACUAGACAAUGGUGGUUGCAGUCAUUUAUGCCUUCUGGCCCCUGGCAAGAUGUCUACUUGUGCCUGUCCCACUAACUUCUACCUCGCUGCAGAUAACAAGACGUGCUUAUCGAACUGCACUGCCAGUCAGUUCCGUUGCAAAACUGACAAAUGUAUUCCGUUUUGGUGGAAAUGUGACACCGUCGAUGACUGUGGAGACGGCUCCGACGAGCCUGAGGAAUGCCCUGAAUUCAGAUGUCAGCCAGGACGUUUUCAGUGCGGAACUGGACUUUGUGCUCUUCCAGCCUUUAUCUGUGAUGGAGAAAAUGAUUGUGGGGACAAUUCUGAUGAAUUGAACUGUGACACACAUGUGUGUCUGUCUGGGCAGUUCAAGUGCACAAAGAACCAGAAGUGUAUUCCAAUAAAUCUGAGAUGCAAUGGACAGGAUGAUUGUGGUGACGAAGAAGAUGAAAGAGACUGUCCUGAAAACAGUUGUUCUCCAGACCAUUUCCAGUGUAAAACAACAAAACACUGCAUUUCAAAAUUGUGGGUAUGUGACGAAGACCCAGAUUGUGCUGAUGGAUCAGAUGAAGCCAACUGUGAUAAAAAAACUUGUGGCCCUCAUGAAUUCCAGUGCAAAAACAACAACUGUAUUCCAGAUCAUUGGAGAUGUGACAGCCAAAAUGAUUGUGGUGAUAAUUCCGAUGAAGAAAACUGUAAGCCUCAAACAUGUACUUUGAAAGACUUUCUUUGUGCAAAUGGAGACUGUGUUUCAGCAAGAUUCUGGUGUGAUGGAGACUAUGACUGUGCAGAUGGCUCGGAUGAGAGGUAUUGUGAAACAGGCUGUUCAAGAGACCAGUUCCAGUGUUCCAAUGGCCAGUGCAUAUCAGCAAAAUGGAAAUGUGAUGGUCAUGAAGACUGCAAACUUGGGGAAGACGAGAAGAAUUGUGAACCAGCAUCUCCAACCUGCUCUUCAAGUGAGUACGUGUGUGCAAGUGGAGGCUGUAUUUCGGCAUCUUUGAAAUGUAAUGGAGAGUAUGACUGUACUGAUGGAUCUGAUGAGAUGGAUUGUGUAACAGAAUGUAAAGAAGAUCAGUUUCGAUGCAAAAACAAGGCCUACUGUAUCCCUGUCAGAUGGCUUUGUGAUGGGAUCCAUGACUGUGUGGAUGGCAGUGAUGAAGAAAGCUGUGACCAAGGGGGAAACAUAUGUAGAGCUGAUGAAUUUUUGUGCAACAAUUCCCUCUGCAAACUUCAUUUUUGGGUUUGUGAUGGCGAGGAUGACUGUGGAGAUAACUCUGAUGAAGUCGCUGAAAUGUGUGUAAAGUUUCCAUGCCCUCCAACAAGGCCAUACAGAUGUAGAAACAACCGGGUUUGCCUGCGACCUGAGCAGAUUUGCAAUGACGUUGAUGACUGUGGUGAUAACUCGGAUGAAGAUCACUGUGAUAAAAUCACAUAUAAAGCAAGACCAUGUAAAAAAGAUGAGUUUGCUUGUAAUGAUAAGAAAUGUAUUCCAAUGGAGCUCCAGUGCGAUUGGUUUGAUGACUGUGGAGAUGGUUCAGAUGAGCAAGACUGCAAAAUAAGUGUUGCUGAGUAUACAUGUGAAGAUAAUGUGAAUCCUUGUGGAGAUGAUGCAUACUGUAAUCAAACAGAAACAUCCUUACUGUGUCAGUGUAAACCUGGAUUUCAGAGAAACAAGAGGAACAGACAAUGUGAAGAUAUCAAUGAAUGUAUGGUAUUUGGUGCCUGCUCCCAACACUGCAAUAAUAUUAAGGGGUCAUACAAAUGUGCGUGCGAGAAAAAUUAUAAGGAGAGGGAUAACAGUUGCAUAGCAAAAGGCUCUGAAGAUCAAGUUCUCUAUGUUGCUAAUGACACUGACAUCCUGGGUUUUGCAUAUCCAUUCAACUACAGUGAUGUUCAUCAGCAAAUAUCACAUAUUGAACAUAAUUCAAGGAUAACUGGAAUGGAUGCCUAUUUUCAAGGGGACAUGAUUGUUUGGAGCACUCAAUUUAAUCCAGGAGGGAUUUUCUACAGAAAACUUCAUGACAGAGAGAGAAGGCAAAGUAACAGCGGCUUGAUAUGUCCAGAAUUCAAAAGACCUAGGGGCAUUGCUGUUGACUGGGUUGCUGGAAAUAUUUACUGGACUGAUCACUCCAGAAUGCAUUGGUUCAGCUACUACACGACGCAUUGGACUAGUCUGAGGUACUCCAUCAAUGUAGGUCAACUGAACGGACCGAACUGUACCAGACUCCUUACCAGCAUGGCAGGAGAACCAUAUGCAAUUGCUGUAAAUCCUAAAAGGGGGAUGAUGUAUUGGACAGUUAUUGGGGAUCGCUCUCACAUAGAGGAAUCAUCUAUGGAUGGUACUCUGAGAAGAAUAUUGGUUCAAAAGAACUUACAAAGACCUACAGGUCUCGUAGUUGAUCAGUUCAGUCAGCGUUUGUUCUGGGCUGAUUUUGAAUUAUCUGUUAUUGGCAGCGUUCUUUUUGAUGGUUCCGAUUCAGUUGUGUCUGUGAGCACUAAACAAGGUUUACUGCAUCCACAUAGAAUUGACAUUUUCGAGGAUUACAUAUAUGGAGCAGGUCCUAAAAAUGGUGCGUUCAGAGUACACAAAUUUGGCAGGAGCCUUGUAGAAUAUCUAAGUGUGGAUGUUGACAAAGCAAAAAGUGCCUUGAUUUUUCACCGCUACAAACAAAUGGACUUGCCUAAUCCAUGCUUGGAGCUGACAUGUGAAUUCAUUUGUUUGCUCAACCCUUCUGGUGCAACAUGUGCUUGUCCAGAAGGAAAAUCAUUGGUGAAUGGAACAUGCAUUGAUCAGACCCUCUUAGAUGAUACCUGUAAAUUAACUUGUGAAAAUGGAGGCAAGUGCAUUAUAAAUGAGAAGGGGGAUCCUCGAUGUCACUGCUGGCCCAGUUACUCCGGUGAAAGGUGUGAAACAAACCAUUGCUACAACUACUGCCAGAAUGGAGGAACCUGUGGAGCCUCCCUCCUCGGGAGGCCUACCUGCAACUGUGCCCUGGGUUUCACGGGACCAAACUGCAACCAGACAGUCUGCCAUCAUUUCUGCCAAAACGGAGGAACCUGCAGCGUCACUGCUGGGAAUCAACCCUUCUGCAGCUGCUUGCCUGAGUAUACAGGAGACAGAUGUCAGUAUUAUGUUUGCCACCAUUAUUGUGUGAAUUCUGAAUCCUGUACUAUUUCUGACGAUGGAAGUGUAGAAUGUGUCUGUCCAGUACGAUUUGAAGGUCCAAAAUGUGAAGUGGACAAGUGUAUCAGAUGUCAUGGGGGACACUGCAUAAUAAACAAGGACAGUAACGACAUAGUAUGCAAUUGCACUAAUGGAAAGAUUGCCUCUACCUGUCAGUUAUGUGAUGGCUACUGCUACAAUGGUGGUACAUGUCAGCUGGACCCAGAGACAAACAUACCUGUCUGUCUAUGCUCUGUGGGGUUUAAAAGUCAGCGCUGUGACCAGAAAGUGAACCCUUGUGAUUACUACUGUCAGAAUGAGGGAAUUUGCACUUUAACCGCGUUUAAUGAACCGAGAUGCAAAUGUUCAGCCAACUGGUCAGGCACACAGUGUGAGAGGCCAGCUCCCAAAAGCAGCAAGUCUGACAAUAUCAGUACAAGAAGCAUUGCAAUCAUUGUUCCUCUUGUUUUACUGGUGACUUUGAUUACUACUCUGGUAAUUGGACUCUUUCUUUGCAAAAGGAAACGAAGGACAAAAACUAUCAGAAGACAACCCAUUAUAAACGGAGGAAUAAAUGUAGAAAUUGGCAAUCCGUCAUAUAACAUGUAUGAGGUGGGCCAUGAUCACAGUGAAGGUGGUCUUUUAGCCUCAGAUUUUACUGUAAAUGCAGAAAAGGCCAGAUACAUAGGGGGAGGGCCCACUGCAUUCAAGCUUCCCCACACAGCUCCAUCAAUCUACCUAAACUCUGACUUGAAAGGACCACUAUCAACAGGGACAACAAAUUACGCCAAUCCAGUAUAUGCAAAGUUAUACAUGGAUGGACAAAACUGUCGAAACUCCUUAGCAAGUGUUGAUGAAAGAAGAGAACUCCUUCCAAAGAAAAUAGAUAUCGGGAUAAGGGAGACUGUGGCAUAAUGUGCUGUAACCUUUUAUACUCUGUAUAAAUGUAUAAAAUAUAAGGAUUACUUUUCUAUGUACCAACAGUAUUAUAAUUGUUUUGGCAUCAGCAUUACCUCUGUUUUUUGUUUGGUUGAUUGUUUUCUGGGUUUUUCUUUUGCUGAUGACUUUUGACUGACCAUUUGUAAGGUAUUUUUAUGAAAAAGAAACUGCACUACGGUACAAUUUACAACAAUGCUGCUGAAAUAACACACCUUUAAAUUUGUUAAAAUUGCAAACAACAUAUUCGUUUGUAGCGUGAAAAUGAGCAAUCUAUUUUCUAUGAACUUUUUUGGUUCUACUUAAUCAAUGAAGAUGGUAUCUGCACUUUUUCAUUAUGUAGUCUGGAAGCUGUAGUACAGUGUGUAAUUUUGUUUAUUUUAAAUGGUGAAAGAAUGAUUGAAUGGUCUACUCUCUUCUUUGUGCCCAUUAGAAUUUCUCUUCAGAUCCUGAUAAAGCUAGAUAACUUUUCACAAACAAACAUAACUUGCUUUUGAAUUAGCUUUAGGUUGCCAAGAAGUAAACAAGACUAUAGAAAUGAAACAUCUAAUGAUCUGCAUGAACACAAUGAUUAUGUUUCAGAAAUUCAGUGACUGUACAUGAUAUACUAAACAUAUAUACCAUGUAAACAAGCUUUGUAUUUAUUAAAACCUUAUAGAACAUAGUAAAGAUAUAUCUUGGAAGCUGAAACCUUACUUGCUGUGGGACAAAGCAUAUGAACUCCAACAGUCCUGUAGGACAGUAGCCACCCUAGAGCACAAGAGGGCAUUGCCUACACAUGCAUUAUAUGUUUAUUCACUUAAUCACGUGCAUUACUUAUGGAUUAAUAAUUCCCCAACACAUACCAAGCAGUAGGGAAAAGAAACAAACCCCAAACCUUAAGCACACGCAGGUGAUCACAGCAUUCAAUUUUGACAAUCACAAAAAAGUCAUACCUGUUUAGAGAUGUUCAAGAAUACAAAACACAGCAGUUUCUUUAAACGAAUAUAAACGACUGUGAUAUUGCUGAGUUAAAACACAACCAAAUUGCAUAUUAGUGAAACCUUACCUGAGCCUGAGUUUCAAUAGUCUGGGUUAAAUAUCAAAAUCCAAUUAUCGAAAGUGAAAAGCAUCAGUAUCAGUUUCCAGCACUUGCUCUGACCUGGUCUGCUUUCCGUUGUUGCUAAGAGGAAAAGUCUGACUCACCUUUUUUAAUUUUGAUGGAAAUAAAGAAUACAAUUUCUUUCAGGUUUGAACUGAAUCGAAAUAUUUUAUACAUAACUUUAAAGGCACAAAAGACUUAUUCACACAUAUACUGUGGAGGACUCUUCCUUCCUCUGCUAGACAUGACUGACUUUUAGCUAUCAUAAUAUAUUAACCUAACAGAUUAAAUAUGUUUGUGGUUGCUCUUUAUUCCCUUUGUACAAGCAUUACAAAAAUAACUGCUGUUUUAUAAAAGAUUUUUGUUGUACUAUUGUGCAUGCAUACUACCUAUUUCUAAACUUUGCCAUAUUGGGGCCUUUAUAAAACUCUUGGUUUAUGUAAUACUAGUGCAAUUUUGCUUGAACAAUGUUAUGCAUAUCAUAAACUUUUUCAGGUUCUUGUUUAAGUACAUUUUUUUAAAUUGAACAGUAUUUUUCAUUUUGGUUAUAAUAGUCAUUUUGCCUAUGUUUCUACAAUGAAGUGUUAAAUACUUUAUAAAAAAA